ACCGUUUUGGAACACAUUGGAUUGUUAGGGGUUGUUGCUGUCAGGAUCUCUAAAUAUCAGUUUAUGGGGUGUUUUUUCCCAGAGAGAACUCUACAUGAAUGGCUAACUUUGCUAAUGACCGCAUGCAUAGUGUGUAGCUACUGGUGUAAUUUGUGUGGCGCGGGGGCGUUCUCUCCAGACAUACUCAAACAAUACGAGAAAAUAGGACUGCAUGAGCCCGGGCAAUAUAGUUACUUCACUUUCACAGCGCUCAGACAGCCAUUCUAAAAAAACAUUCAUAGUUUAGUUGACUAGGAGGCUAGGGGACAAUAAACUGGGGUGGGCGUAAAAAAGGUGUAAAUAAAAACAGCCGUCCCCAUAGAGACAAGGCGUUCUUCACCAGAGUUUUUGGAUCAAUCACGCAGACAGUGGCUUCUUUUGAUUAAACCCCAAAUUGUCAUUGGGCAGAAGUUAUCAUGUGACUUGGCUCCAAUUUCAACCUUGUCUCCAUGAAUUCAAUAGUUUAAUAGCUGUUCGGUCACCAUACGGCCGUAAUCAGUGAAUUUGAAAAAAAUGCCACCACCUCUUUCUCAUUGAGCCGCUACAUUUAUAAAAAUACGCGCAGCAAACUUUCCUCGGCUCUCAGCGAGCGGAGAUGAAUUACGAAUUCGAGCGAGAGAGCGGUUUUAUCAAUAGUCAGCCUUCGCUUGCUGAGUGCCUGACAUCUUUCCCCCCUGUCGGUGAUUCAUUUCAAAGUUCAUCAAUCAAGAGCUCGACGCUUUCACACUCGACACUGAUUCCUCCUCCUUUUGAGCAGACCAUUCCCAGCCUCAACCCAGGCAUCCACCCGAGGCAUAGCCGGCCCAGACACAGCCCCGAUGGAUGCAUCCCGCUGCCCACUGCCUCCCUACCCCCGGAAUACCCCUGGAUGCGAGAGAAGAAAGCCUCCAAGAAGAAUCACCUGCCGACUUCCACCGCGACUGCCAUAACGAGUGGACCUGUAUGCUUCUCCCCGGAAGGUUCGCCGGAGAUUCUAGAGAGUGGAGGAGAGGGUUCCCGGCGGUUGAGGACUGCGUACACCAACACACAGCUCCUGGAGCUGGAGAAGGAGUUCCACUUCAACAAGUAUCUUUGCCGACCGAGGAGGGUGGAGAUAGCCGCCCUGCUGGACCUCACCGAGCGGCAGGUCAAAGUAUGGUUCCAGAACCGGCGCAUGAAGCACAAGAGGCAGACCCAAUGCAAGGAGAACCACAAUGGCGAAGGGAAAGAGCCGAGUGCUGAGGACAGGACCCAGAGCGACGAGGAGGAGGAUGAGGGCUCGGUGUUUGAGCAGAGCCUCAAUAUAGUGACCGGGGCCCUUAUGGAGAGAGGGGCCUGCUCCUUUCAGCAGAACUCACUCAGUACUUCCCAGCAGCUCCAGAAUGUUGGCCCGCACAAUGGCGUGGCCCAGAGUUACACAGUUUUACCACUGAGCAGCAAUGACAAAAAUCUGAAGCAUUUCCCCAACCCGUCACCCACUGUUCCAGGCUGCGUGUCAACAAUAGGGCCCGGCUCUGCACCUGGCCAGGACAAUGGCGGUAGUCCCGCGGCCCUGGACGUCUCAAUACAAGACUUCCAAGUAUUCUCCUCGGAUUCUUGCCUUCACUUCUCUGAUGCCACCUCGCCUAGUGUGUCAGAAUCCCUGGACAGCCCCGUGGACAAUCUGGACAUAUCUACCGACAACUUCUACUUUUUCUCGGAGUCAUUAACUACAAUUGACUUACAGCAUCUGAGCUAUUGAAAUCAAUGAAAAAUAGAGCGAGACUUUCACCUGGAACAUUUAAAGAAAGAAAAAAACUCCGGUAUUAACUAUGAAGUAAAUUUUGGUGGUUGUUUGAUAUGAUCGGCACAUUUCCUUUUUAUUGAUUAAUUGAUUAGGCCUAGUCGAUUAAUUCAAGGUAAGAGUCUGGAAAAAUAUACCAUUGUGGCCUGCAAUUACAAUAACACAAUUAUUUCUUAAGAUGCAAUAAUAUGGGUAUGUGAAAAGUUGCACAAUAGUAUGAAUUCUGGUCAUUUUAUUUUUGUAUAGCUUACAGUGCCAUGGAUAUUUUUGUUAGAAUAAAUCUGACUUGCUAUAAGGAACUUGCAA
This is a messenger RNA of Oncorhynchus mykiss (rainbow trout), 2107 nucleotides long. RefSeq names its product homeobox protein Hox-A2a. The record is from RefSeq and is a predicted model, not a curated record. Gene Ontology annotation, molecular function: DNA-binding transcription factor activity, RNA polymerase II-specific; RNA polymerase II cis-regulatory region sequence-specific DNA binding. Gene Ontology annotation, biological process: regulation of transcription by RNA polymerase II. NCBI's taxonomy places the organism in Eukaryota, Metazoa, Chordata, Actinopteri, Salmoniformes, Salmonidae. Gene Ontology annotation, cellular component: nucleus.